Rotaria sordida is the source of this 3072-nucleotide messenger RNA. The record is from the annotation of a GenBank genome assembly. Lineage: Eukaryota; Metazoa; Rotifera; Eurotatoria; Philodinida; Philodinidae.
AUGAAGUGUAAACGCGUUUAUCCAAAUAAUAUUUGUAGAGCACAUACAUUUUACUGCGCAUCCGCCUAUGUUGUUCGUAAUUCGACAGUAGCUAGAAAAUUAAUUAACUGGUCUAACACAGAAGCACCACAAGGGGCUGAUGCAUUUUGGGGUCCAUAUAUACGCAAUGGUUCACUUAUAGUAUAUGCUGCAUAUCCAAAUCAUAUUGCCAUACAAUACAGAAGCAAAUUCGGAAGUGAUGUUCCACAAUCAGGACCUAUUAAGUUAUUAGUAAGUAUUACAUUCGAAGAAAUACAAUUAAGAUCUCAUUCUACAUUUGUUUUCAUAGGUCAAACAAUUCGAUCAACAUCUGGAUGUUCGGUUGCACUCUGUCCAACAAGAAAUAAUACAAAUAGCUCUUGUUCAUUAGCCAACACACAGAUGUGCUAUGCCUAUACAGUUACAGCGACUAAUCAAACAUUCUGUGGUCCUUCAGCUCCAUGUUCACUUUUUGAACCAUGUAUUAACAAUAUCUGCUCUUCAAAUACUAGUAUUUGUUUAUCCAGUGUAUGUUGUGCUCAACCAAUCUGUAUGUCUAUCAGCUUGGGUGUUAUAAAUUGUAAUGCAAGUAUUCCAACUAUACUACCAGCUCAGUGCUAUAACCACAUUGUCAACUCUGAUGAGACACGCAAUGUAGCAUAUACUCAAUCAACUAGCAUGUGUGAUCGAACAGAAUUCGCAACUCCAAAAUGGGUUCGAUUUAGUGGAUCAGCUGGUACUCAACUAGCUACGUGGGUCUCAGAAAUGAAUCUUUGUGGCACAUCUUAUCCAGGUUAUGCCAAUCAGACACUUCCAACGCACAGUAAACGAGUAAUGUCAAACAAAAAAAGUGAAAAUGUUCUUGAAAUACCACAUCUUGAUAUUCUACUACUUAUUGUUGGUACCAGAGGUGAUGUUCAACCAUUCAUUGCUCUCGGUCGUGUACUUUUAGCAGCUGGUCAUCGUAUUCGUUUAGCUACACAUGAAACAUUUCGUAAAUUUGUUCGAGAAAAUGGUCUAGAAUUUUAUCCAUUAGCUGGUGAUCCAGAGUAUUUAAUGUCUUUUAUGGUGAAAAAUUCAGGUAUUAUUCCUUCAGUAAGUAGUAUUGCUGCAGGUGAUCUAGCAAAAAAUCGUCAUGUUUUAACUGAAAUUCUUGCUUCAACAUGGCGUGCUUGUACUGCUGAAGAUGAUGAAACAGGAAAACCAUUUACAGCUGAAGCUAUUAUUGCUAAUCCACCAUCAUUUGGUCAUAUACAUUGUGCACACAAAUUACAAAUACCUCUACAUAUUAUGUUUACAAUGCCAUGGUCACCAACAACUGCUUUUCCACAUCCAUUAGUUAAUGUUGAUUAUUCGAAAGCAACUAUUGAAAAAGUUAAUAUGUUAUCUUAUAGUGCAAUUGAAAUGUUUACUUGGUCGAGUAUGCGUGAUAUUGUGAAUGAAUUUCGUAAUGAAACAUUAGGUUUACCUGCAUUGCAUACUCGUCAAGCAACAUAUAUGAUGAUUGAUGAAUGUGUCCCAUAUACAUAUUGUUGGUCACCAACACUUGUUCCUAAACCAGAUGAUUGGGCAUCACAUAUUAAUGUUUCAGGAUUUUUCUUUCUUGAUCAUGAUGCUACUGCUGAUAAAAAACAACCUGAUGAUCUAGUUAAAUUUCUUGGUCUUAAUAAUCAUCAUCAUCGAAAUGAAUCAUUACCACCAAUAAUAUAUAUUGGUUUUGGUUCAAUUACAGGACAUGAUUCUGAUCGUAUUCUUCAUGUUGUACUUGAAGCACUUGAAAAAACUGGCUAUCGUGCCGUAUUAUCUGGUCUUGCUAAAGAUGAUGAUAAAUUACCAAAAAAUGUUUUUAAAAUUGACAAUGUUUCACAUAAUUGGCUUUUUUUACAUGUAUCAGCUGUAUGUCAUCAUGGUGGAGCAGGUACAACUGCUGCUGGUCUUCGUGCUGGUAAACCAACUAUUAUUAUACCAUUUUUUGGUGAUCAAUUCUUUUGGGGUAAUGUUAUUGAAAAGAAUGGUGUUGGUCCUCGUGCAUUACCAGGAAAAGAUCUAACUGCUGAUGAUUUAGCUGAAGCUUUUAAAUUUGUUCAUGAACCAAAAGUUCGAGCUGCUGCUGAACAUAUACGUGAUGCUAUAUUAAGAGAAAAUGGAUGUAAAGAAGCAUUACGUGCAUUUCAUAAUCAUUUACCUAUAUCUCGAAUGCGAAGUGAUCUUGAAUCAACUUAUAAUGCAUGUUAUCGAUUAGAUGAAUUUCAUUUACAAAUAUCGAGACGUGUUGCUCAAGUACUUGUUAUAUCAGGUCGUAUUGAACCAACACAAUUACAUCUAAAUUCAACUCGUUAUUGGCCUUCAAUUUAUGAUAAUCGUAUUCAUUUACCAUUUCAUGGCAUUAUGAAACAUACUCAAAAAGGUGUUGUACAAAUAUUUUCUGAUACAACUACUGGCUUUAAACAAGCUAAACAUUCUGAUACUUGGACAAAGAGUUGUUUAUCAUUAUAUGGAGAAUUGACAGAUGUAUUGAAUGCUGCUCCAUCAUAUUAUGAUCCUUACGAUGAAUCUUCACAUCAUUCACGACCAUAUGUGGUUGAUUUUAAUACGGGUAUUAAUACAGCUAUUUCCGCUCUUGUUGACGGUUGGAAAGAUGGUAUUACAGAUAUUGUUACUAAACCACGUACUGGUUAUGAACGUCAUGGAAAAUUAGGUAGUGUAGCUGGAUUAUUAAUUGGUGUUGCGAAUGGUUUAUUAAAACCUGUUGUUGGAACUCUUUCAUCAUUGACUUGGCUUUGUCGUGGUAUUUCUGCUAAUAUAAAGAAUCAAACAUUAGUCGGUAAAGGACUCGAAGCAUCCACUGUUAAUACACUUGGUCUUGAUUCAUUAUCAUCAACUAAGACUCAUGGAGAACAAAAACAACAUUAUAAUAAUGAUAUUAAACAAGCUAUUAAAAUUGCAUCGAUUACAUCGGGUUUUUCACCUGAUGUAUGUCAACAGAUUAUAAUCGAAUUUGAUUCUAUAAAAAAUCACAAUAUUGAUCAUCGUUCGUAUAAGCAUAAAUCAUGA